This is a messenger RNA of Lindgomyces ingoldianus, 3686 nucleotides long. RefSeq names its product DNase I-like protein. Gene Ontology annotation, cellular component: cytoplasm; transcription factor TFIID complex. Gene Ontology annotation, biological process: DNA-templated transcription initiation. The transcript has 5 exons. The coding region runs from base 26 to 3205 and encodes 1059 amino acids. Lineage: Eukaryota; Fungi; Ascomycota; Dothideomycetes; Pleosporales; Lindgomycetaceae. Gene Ontology annotation, molecular function: protein heterodimerization activity; sphingomyelin phosphodiesterase activity. The record is from RefSeq and is a predicted model, not a curated record.
GCAGGACCCUCCAGAUUCGCCCUUCAUGGCCGACCACGCCAAAGAUCCUCCUUCAAGUUUACGGAUACUGUCAUUGAACUGCUGGGGCUUGAAAUACAUUGCCAAAUGGCGGCAUGAGCGCCUCGCAGAAAUCGGAAAUCAAAUAGCUGCUGCCGACCCUCCGCCAGAUAUUGUCGGCCUCCAGGAGUGCUGGACCCAACAGGACUACAAUGCUAUUCGGGAAAAGACGCGACAUCUUCUACCGCAUGGGAAAUUCUACUGGAGUGGCAUAUUCGGGGGUGGACUUGCGAUCCUGUCACGGUGGCCCAUCGAGGAGAGCAGCAUGAUGCGGUACCCGCUCAAUGGACGUCCUGCCGCCUUUUAUCGUGGGGACUGGUUUGUGGGCAAGGGCGUUGCAUGUGCGCGGAUACGCAUGGGUCCUACGCGGAGGGAUGUCGCCGAAGUGUUCUGCACACAUCUCCAUGCCCCUUACGAAACUGAACCCUUCGAUUCGUAUCUCUGCCACCGAACAGCCCAAGCUUGGGAGAUAGCAAAGCUCAUGCGCGGCGCUGCCGAGCGGGGCCAUCUCGUCAUUGGAUUGGGUGACUUCAACAUGGUGCCUCUUUCCCUCGCUCAUCGCAUAAUUGAGACACACUCGCCUGUCCGGGAUGUGUGGCGAAUACUCCAUCCCAAUUCCUCCGUCGGAGCUGCGAAGGACAAAGUAGAGAAGCUCAGGGGCUUGCCCAUGCCCUCCGCUGAGUUCAACAUGACCGCCAACGGCGCAACUUGCGACAGUGCCUUGAACACUUGGCGGUGGAACGAGGCUCAUAAGAAACGCCUAUUCAAGGGUGAGAACAUCACAAUUGAAUCGUCAGUGGAUGAUCCUAGCGCGAAGAGACUCGACUACAUCUUCUUCAGCAGUGGCGCGCAGCACCAUGCAACUACUGCAGAACCCAGCGCCGAAUGGGCGCUCAAGGAAGCCAAUGUCGGCAUGACCAUGCGGCAUCCGACUUUACACUGCUCCCUUAGCGACCACUACUCGGUUGAAGCGACAUUAACACGCAGUCUGUCCGAGCCAUCCUCAGCCAUUGCGAAUGGUGCUUGGGCGUUGCCGGAGACAUAUCUUCCCUUGGAGACGUACGAUGAGAUCCUGGCAGAUAUAUCUGCCUACGACGCUCGCGAAAGGCACCAGCGCCGGUUACGAAUGGGGCAUUUCGUGCUCCAGUUUGUCAUUACCAUCGGAUGUCUUGUUGCUGUCUGGUGGUCUCCGCACAAUUACGUCUCAUUUAUCCUGAUGUUCAUCAGCUCCUUAGGCCUGAGCGCUGGUGUUAUCGAGGGUCUGAUGGGGGGAUUGUUUGUGGGAAGUGAGCUGAGGGCGCUGAGAGAGUUUGAAUGGGAGGUGAGAAAUGCAAAAGACAGAGCGAUUGCAAGCAAAGGGAGUUCUAAGAGUGAAGGCCUUCAUCAUCUCACCGACGACCAGAAGCAAAAGUACCGGCCAGUCCUACAGAACUUCUGGAGCUUGAUUUCGAGCAAACCCGCAGGCAGUCAAGAACACCAGACGGCGCGCGCCAAGCUGGCGGAGUGGUCACAAAAACUGAUAAAUCAAGAGCGCAUGUACCGCCAAAGAACAAAGUCGAAUCCCCCUCCAGGUCAGCAACCCCAGCCAGCCAGCCAAAAUCAACAGCAGCAGCAGAACCAGCAGUCGCAGGUCCAGAAUCAGAAUCCGAGCCCCCCCCUAUCUCAGCAAGCAGGCACGAUGUCGACUCCCCAACAGCAGCCCGUGGCCCGCCCACAAGCCCAACAAAACGGCCAGCAACCACAGAUCAACCCUGACAUCAUCCGACAUGUCCAGCAGUUCCAGUACCACCUGCCGCCGCAGGGCCCACAUCCAGGAACCCCCGAAGGAGACUUGAAGAUCAAAGAUUUCCGGAAUAGCUACCUCAUGGCUUUGAACAAACAAGAAAAGUCGACACAUCGUGUCAAGGCAUUCGUGAAUAUGAUGGAGCAACGGAGACAGUUGAAUCAAGAAGUUCCUCAAGAGCUGAUAAAUCAGAAGCAACAAGCAGAGCAGGAAUACAACAAUGCUAAGAAGUACGUUGAGGAAUUCAGGAAGAAGCAAGCUCAAUGGAAGCUGGAGUCGGAGCAGCGAAGGUCACAACAACAGCAACAGCAGCAGUCGCAAACGCAAACGCAAACGCAAACGCAACCUGCGGCACAGCCUCAAAAUCAACAGUCUCAGCAGCAGAAUGUCGCGAAACCAGAACCCCAGAUCAAGGUUGAAGGAGGACCCGCGCCUCAGCCGGCGCAACAAUUCGGCAACAUGCAAGGCGGCGGUGGUGGUGGUGUUCAGCAACAGCAGCAAAAUACGCAGGGUCCAGCGACCCAAGUCUCUCAGCAACAGCCUCUGCGACAACCGCCCGCUCCCCACUCACAGCAAAUGCAGCAACCGAGCCAAACAACGUCAUUCCAGCAGCCCGGACAACCUGCGCACCAGCAACAGCGACCCCAGAUCAACCCACAACAAGCCAAUGCGCACGCGCAGCAUCAGAGCAAUUCACCGCACCCGCAAUCAGCGACCUCAAAUCCCGCCGGUCCGCCUGUCCCACUUUCGCACAAAGCCGCCGUUAUCGCUGCAAACAGGUCCUAUUCCAACCCUGAUCCACAGCGCACUAACACGCCCAUGGCUACCGGGCAACAAGGGAACUUUCACGCCCCAGGAAGCCGAGAGCGUGAACAGCUGAACAAUCCAAAAAUGCCGAUCCCACGCACUCUGAACGUUACACAACCCACCCCAGUCGGAAUGGGCCAGGCACGACCCACCAUGAGCGGACCGACAAACGGUGCUCCCGGCCCGAUGGGACAGCCUGUCAUCGCGAAGCUCCCCCCAUUUCAGCUUGAAGGCGAAGGAGACCGCGUCCUAAGCAAGCGCAAGCUUGACGAGCUCGCUCUGACGCCUGAGGUUGAAGAGGCUAUGCUCCAGCUCGCAGACGACUUCGUCGACACGGUCAUUAGCUCCUCGUGCAAGCUUUCCAAGCUCCGCGAAUCCCCACAGCUCGAUAUCCGCGACAUCCAACUGGUCCUUGAACGCAACUACAACAUCCGCAUUCCAGGCUACGCGUCCGACGAGGUCCGCACUGUCCGCAAGCUGGUUCCUGCUCCAGGUUGGACGCAAAAGAUGAAUCUAGUUCAGGGUGCCAAGGUCAUGGGUGGGAAGUCGGAUAUCUAAUGUGCUCCUUUAUUGUGCCCACGACCUUCGCUAAUUCCCGCGCCUGUCUCUAGACUACAUUUCAAAGCGGGAAGCAAACCGGGUUAGGGGAUCAGGGGCGUCCUCGUCCAGUAAUCAAUCUGGAUCUCCCUCGCCCGCUCAUGAAUCAGAGCGACUGUAGUUGGAAACGGCGUCAGGCCAUCAGCUAUCACUCCAUAGUUUUUCUUUUACGACGAACGGAAUUAUUACCUUUUGUUCCCCAUAUUAUUGUAUGGGUAUGUAGACGGAGUUAUGGGCGUGCAUCAACGGCAUGCCUACGGUUAGGUUUCGUACUGGAUACUGGAGAUAUUGGAGUUACACUGAGGCAACACAAUAUUACGGAAGGGUAGGGGCUGCAAUUAGUAGGGUGGGUUCAAUCGUGAUCGGGCGACUUUUUAUAUGAUGCUUCACACAUUCUUCGAUAUCCUGACGAACGAAUAACAAACAUAAUUUUCAACUUCGG